This is a messenger RNA of Ostreobium quekettii, 1194 nucleotides long. NCBI's taxonomy places the organism in Eukaryota, Viridiplantae, Chlorophyta, Ulvophyceae, Bryopsidales, Ostreobiaceae. The record is from the annotation of a GenBank genome assembly.
AUGGCCCUGGCCCCUCAGGCUCUUGUGCUGACCCUUGUGUCAGCCCUUUUUGCGGGGUCGGGCUCACUAAUAAUUGUAGAGGACGGCUUGACGUUUGCGGAGACUGUGAAGGAGCUUAGAGACGCGCUCUACACUCCCCAAGUCAGCACUGUCGCCAUCAGGAGGAACAUAACAAUCAGCACGUACGAGUGGGGAUGGGCGAUUCCAAACAUACAGCGCGAGGUUACGGUAACGACGGCAGACGACGCUCCUUGGCCCACGGUCAUCAACACGAAGUCGGAAAGAGAGCUGGGCUUCGUCCUCCCCGGUGGGCACCUCAUCAUCCGGGGCGUCAUUUUCGAUGAGAUGCAACCUCAAGCCAACAAGUUCGGACAGUCUACAGCAUUCCCUCUCUUCACGUCCUUCCCCGGGGGCAACAUCUCGUUCUUUAACUGCAGCCUGCUGCAGUCAAAUUACGUCUGCUUCAGACUGGGACUGGAGAACUACAUGACCAACAGGCGGCCCUCCCAAGAGGCCCUGGACAGGAACGACGGGCUGAUUUCAAACGAAACCGUGGGGCCCAACGACACGUAUGUUGUCCUGCACGAAAGCGCCGGGCCCAAGGAGUUUUUGCUGUACGACGAUCCUGCGGCCCAGAACGAGGGGUGGAUCUACUUCUACGACACGUACUUCAUAUGCAACAUUUGGGGCCUGACUUCUGUAAAAUAUGUUAGGGCGAUUGAGACGCAAACGAUCACCGAGAAGCAUUUCAAGGUCGACACUUUGCAUGAGCUUCUGAACAUCCUGACGAGGGGAGAUCCAACCGGAAGCUCUGCAAAUUUGGUGGUCGCCCAAAGAGAUAAGGAGUUCAUGAUGCAGACCACGGCGGUGACGGUUGAAGUUGGGAAGAACAUCAGCAUCACGAAGGAAAACUGGUCGAAAGACAUCGGAAUAUUUUUCUCGUUCAUACAGUUGAACGGCGGCGCCAGGGAAGACGUCCAUCAGGGGUUGGGCGCGGAAAAUCGCACCGCCCUGGUGUUUGCAGAGUCAACGGCUGGAAAAAUGGGAAUAGAAAUCAAAAGGGAUGCAAGGAUGGAAUUGCGCGGCAUGGAUCUGCAGCUCCCCCUCUUCGUACCGCGAAACCCUCUGCAGAGCCCAGUUCACAAAACCAGCGUUUCUGUUAUGGCGGAUGGCUUUGAGCACUACCAUUUUCGG